Cicer arietinum (chickpea) is the source of this 3405-nucleotide messenger RNA. The record is from RefSeq and is a predicted model, not a curated record. Lineage: Eukaryota; Viridiplantae; Streptophyta; Magnoliopsida; Fabales; Fabaceae.
AAAACCGAAAAAUAAAAUAAAGGUAUAAGAGAAAAUAUAAAAUGCCGAUUGUGCUGACGGAACCUGUCGGACCACAAGAGCAUCUAGAUCUUACAGCCGAAAGAAGUUUCCUCUCUCUCUCUUUCUCUUUCUCUCUCAAUCCUUCUCUGAGAAAUUUGCGGAACGAAAUCAACGAAAUUCAGACAUGAAUUGUGCGAAACAAAAGGGAAAAAUAAACCAAACCCAAACAAAUUCAGUGAAUUCACCAUGAAAGCUCAUUACUUGAGCUUCAAUAUUGUCAUAAUCACAAUCAUCUUCUCACUAUCUCUAUCAAAAAAUGAAUCUGAUCAUAACACAAGAAGAAUUCUCCAUCAACCAUUAUUCCCAGCAAGUUCAGCUCCACCACCAACACCCACCCUGUCACCACCACCACCACCACCCUCUACCUCCGACGGCAACAUUCCUUUCUUCCACGAAUACCCAGAAGCACCACCAUCAGAUCAAAACCAAGCAGCACCGAUAACAUCAUCAAACGCCACAACAGCAAAUCCAACGGCAACACAACCAGCAAAAGGAACAAAAAAAGUAGCAAUUGCAAUUUCCGUUGGAAUUGUAACGUUAGGAAUGUUGUCGGCACUAGCUUUCUUUUUAUACAAACACAGAGCAAAGCAACCUGCGGAAACACAGAAGCUAGUGUGUACUAACCCACACAGGAACAACAACAACAACAACAACCAACAACUACAAGAUUCAAAUUCAACUGCUCCAGUAGUACCUUCUAAUUUUCUCUACAUUGGAACUGUGGAACCUUCCAGAAGGUCAACCACGGUCAACGAAACGGAAAAGCCGAACCGAUCGCCUUACCGGAAACUUAAUUCGGUUAAGCGAUCUGAUCGGUAUCGACCUAGCCCAGAAUUGCAGCCAAUGCCGCCUUUAAGUAAGCCUCUUGAUGGAAACAACCCGCCGGCGAUUUCGCCGUCGUCGUCUUCCGACGAGGAAAGUAACGAGACGACGUUUCAUUCGCCGGUGAACUCGUCGUUAAGUCAGGAAGACGGAUUUUACACGCCGGUUUCACGUCAGAGUUCUCUCGCUAACGGUAGUCCGGCGAAGAGAGAGAAUCAUUCGACGACGGCGACACCGCUUCCGAUUUCGAAAAGAAGUUCGCCGAAAUCUCGUAUUUCUUCUUCGUCGCCGGAUGUUAGACACGUCAUCAUACCUUCGAUCAAACAGACUCCACCCCCGCCGCCACGUCAGCGACCGGAUAAUAAACUAUUAACUUCCGGUGGACAUUCAAGAAAGCCAAAAUUCUCAGCGCCGCCACCACCUCCGAAUUUAGCGCAUCUUCAAUCAACAACGAAUGCAUUUUCACACGUGUCUAAAACUUCCCUUAAUCGUCCACCUCCACCGCCGCCACCGCCACCUCCUCCGCCGAUUAGAAAAACAGGGUCACCGGCGGUUGAAGGUGUUUCAGCUUCUAAAUCUAUAAAGACGCAACCUUGGUCUAUAAGUGAAGAAGGUGGUGAUUCUGGUAAUAGUGUAACAAAAGGUUCAGAAUCAGUUUCAGUUUCCGAUCGUGUUGAUAAAAGUGCGAGUUUGUUGAGAUCUUCCGAGAGGCUUGAAAUUGAAGCCAAUGAAACGGAAGGUGGAAAACCAAAGUUGAAAGCUUUGCAUUGGGAUAAAGUUAGAGCUACUUCAGACCGUGCUACAGUGUGGGACCAAAUAAAAUCAAGCUCAUUUCAAUUAAAUGAGGAUAUGAUGGAGUCUUUGUUUGGCUGCAAUGCAAUGAAUUCUGCUACAAAACCAAAAGAACUUCCUAGAAAAUCAGUUCUCCCUUCAGCUGAUCAUGAGAACAAGGUUUUAGACCCUAAGAAGUCUCAAAAUAUUGCUAUACUGUUAAGGGCACUGAAUGUGACAAGAGAUGAGGUGUCUGAUGCUCUUUUGGAUGGAAAUCCUGAAGGUUUGGGUGCUGAGCUAUUGGAAACCCUGGUAAAGAUGGCUCCUACAAAAGAGGAAGAGAUAAAAUUAAAAAACUAUGGCGGUGAUCUCUCGAAACUUGGAUCUGCAGAAAGAUUUCUUAAAGCAGUGCUUGAUAUCCCUUUUGCUUUCAAAAGAGUUGAAGCUAUGCUAUACAGAGCCAACUUUGAUUCAGAAAUCAACUACCUCAAGAAGUCUUUCCAAACACUGGAGGCGGCAAGUGAGGAAUUAAGGAACAGUAGGUUAUUCUUCAAACUCCUUGAAGCCGUUCUCAGGACAGGUAACAGAAUGAAUGUCGGCACUAAUCGAGGUGAUGCUAAAGCUUUCAAACUCGAUACACUCCUAAAACUUGCAGACAUAAAGGGAACAGAUGGAAAGACCACAUUGCUCCACUUUGUGGUCCAAGAGAUCAUUAGAUCUGAAGGUGCAGAAUCUGCAAAUGGAAGUAUACUUCCCAACCAAAUCGACUCCAAAUUUAACGAGGAAGAUUUUAAGAAGAAAGGAUUGCAGGUUGUGGCUGGUCUCAGUAGAGACCUUGUUAAUGUAAAAAAAGCAGCAGGAAUGGACUCGGAUGUCUUAAGCAGCUAUGUUACAAAGCUCGAAACAGGGCUCGAUAAAGUGCAAUCAGUUUUGCAAUAUGAGAAGCCAGAUAUGAGAGACAAUUUCUUUAACUCCACAAAGCUCUUUCUGAAAUACGCUGAAGACGAAAUUGUGAGGAUCAAAUCUCAUGAAAGAGAGGCUUUGUUUCUUGUAAAAGAAGUUACCGAAUACUUUCAUGGAAAUGCAGCAAAGGAAGAAGCCCAUCCUCUAAGAAUUUUCAUGAUUGUGAGAGAUUUCUUAAACAUAUUGGAUUUGGUUUGCAAAGAAGUGGGAAGGAUGCAUGAUAGAAUUGUUGGUGGUGCUUCAAGAUCCUUCAGAAUAGCUUCAAAUGCACCAUUACCUGUUCUUAACAGGUACAAUGGAAGACAAGAUAGAAGUUCAGAUGAAGAAAGCUCUUCCCCUUAGUAUUGUGAAUACCAAAAAGUAACAAUAGCCUCUCAAAAUAACAGUGAAAGUAAAUGAAUGUUUUUGCAAAUUAAGAUUCUCAUUGGGUUUAAUCCCAAUUUCACUAGUAGUAAUAGUGAAGAAAAACAACCUUCAUUGAAACCAAACAUCAAACACGUUAAAUGCAUGUUCAUGGUAGGGAAGAUAAAGUGAACAUACCGGUUAAACAAUUUCCUGGUUUACUGGCUACCAACAAAGGUUCAUGCCAUUGUUUUGUUUCUUCCACUGCAAUAUACGUAUGCUACAAGGAAAAAUAGGUGGCAUUAGAUCAUAGACAUAGUUCAAGUGUUCAGCACAUUUUUAAUGAUGUUAAUGUUUUGAUUUACGUCAGAGGCUCUAUAUGUAUUUUUUUAAAAACAAUUAUUGAUAAUAAAUUAAAUACUAGGCUGUUUUGCAGCAAUUUCUUUA